UGAAUACAAAGAAGACAAAAACGAUGGUCAUCAGCAAGCACAAAAACAGAAGGGUGAAGGUCAUUGUCGACGAAACAGAUCUGGAAAGGGUAACAAGAACAACAUACCUUGUAAGCACGUACAAUGUUUUACAUAAUGCAAAAAGUUCUAUGCAACCGCCAGCUGGGCAUCUCAUUGAGAACUAGAAUAAUUAAGUGCUAUGUUUUCUCCACCUUGCUCUAUGGUGUUGAAGCCUGGCCAAUGACAGAAGCAAAACAAAAAAGAAUCCAAGCAUUUGAACUCUGGUGUUACCAUAAAAUGCUCAGAAUAUCCUACAUGACCCAUAAGACAAUUGCGGAAGUCUUGCGGAGGAUGAAUAAGGAAAGAGAGCUUAUGCUUAUAAUAAAAGAACGGAAAACACAAUAUUUUGGUCAUAUCAUAAGAAAUCAAAAGUAUGAACUGCUCCAACUUAUAAUCGAAGGCAAAGUCAGUAGCAAAAGAGAACCAGGAAGAAGACGCAACUCUUGGCUUAAAAACCUACGGCAAUGGACGAACAUGACCUUCAUAGAACUAUUCAGGGCUGCUACAAAUAAGAUUAAAUGGGCAAAUGUAAUGGCCAACGUCCUUAAGGAUAAGACACCGUAA
Molecule: messenger RNA, 624 nt
Organism: Diabrotica balteata
Lineage: Eukaryota; Metazoa; Arthropoda; Insecta; Coleoptera; Chrysomelidae
Source: the annotation of a GenBank genome assembly